AUGGCAACCAAGCGUGCGAGGAAAGAUUCUAAUAAUUUUAAUGAUAAGCGUACGCAGGGGUUCCGCGCAGGAGGGGCACUUGCGCUGCUAAUGAGCUCCGCGCGCAGUGCUGAGCCGCCUAACAGAAACACAGAUAAGACGAUGGACGAGCAGGCGGUGAGCUGCUACUACUGCACAGAGCGACUGGCAUGCCGCGAAUGCGAGGUAUGCGAGUACAGUGUCUGCAACGUGUGUUCCGUGUGCUCGGAGCGCUGCCUCAACUGUCGCUAG
Eremothecium sinecaudum is the source of this 270-nucleotide messenger RNA. Its product is annotated as HDL428Wp. Lineage: Eukaryota; Fungi; Ascomycota; Saccharomycetes; Saccharomycetales; Saccharomycetaceae. The record is from RefSeq and is a predicted model, not a curated record. Bases 1 to 270 code for a protein of 89 amino acids. The transcript has a single exon.